UGAAAAUCGUGCCAUACCGCAAUAAAACUAUGGACGAGAAUGAGACUAUUUCACGGGAUGCUACGCAUAUAACGUUCGUCGUCGUCGUGUAUAUGAAAGUUCAGCUGCACAGACGGUAGCCUAGCUUUCUGGAAAACAAAAUCCAUCUGCUUGACUUGAUGUGAUUGUUUGAAAGUAUGGCAUAUUCUAGCAAACCACUGCCAGCACUACCGGAAAGGCCGAAGACUCCAUCUACAGAGGACAUGUUGGAAGAUCUUAAAACUGCAGAUGAUGGAGAUACAGCCUUCUCAGCACUACACAAUAUUGUAAAUGAUGCUUGUGGUACCAAAGGUAGUGGAGAAGCAACAUCUUCACAGGUGAAACUUAACGAGAACUUAGGAGAGAGACAGAUAUUAUUAUUAACCGACAAUUUGAAUGAAAACAGUGAAGUUUCAAGAGAAUUUGAGAAAGUCAAAAGAUAUUUAGACGCAAACACUUAUCUUGAAACAUCUCAAGAGACUAUACAGGCAGACCUAACUAAACUUAUAGAAGCAAAAGAUGAAAUGCAGGAUAUUAUGAAAAAAUUACAAGAACAACUUGGACAGAGAUGAAGAAGAAUGUGAAUUGGAAUCUUGUUUGUAAUAUUGUACUGCAUUUCCAUUUCCAAUUAUUGGUACUGUUGUAAUAUAAUGUGAAAGUGUUAUACAGCUUGAAAAUUGGUCCAUUUUUAUAAACUCAACCUAUUCUUUCCAUUCGUUUUAUUGAAAAAUUUAUGCGAGUUUCCCCAUUUCAAAGCAAAUAAUCAUGCAGCAUAUAAAAGUUGGGACAUUACAUAUCUAAACGGUUCUUCUCAGAACCAAAUAACCAUCAGUUGAGAUUUGUAUUUAUUUAUUAUUUAUUGUUAUGUAUAAUAUCAGAUUGUAUAUUAUAAAAUAUAGAUCUACAGGUAUCUUU
Messenger RNA from Anneissia japonica, 933 nucleotides. RefSeq lists its product as uncharacterized. Bases 177 to 590 code for a protein of 137 amino acids. The transcript is spliced from 3 exons. The record is from RefSeq and is a predicted model, not a curated record. Lineage: Eukaryota; Metazoa; Echinodermata; Crinoidea; Comatulida; Comatulidae.